Messenger RNA from Nilaparvata lugens (brown planthopper), 2598 nucleotides. Its product is annotated as synaptic vesicle glycoprotein 2B. Gene Ontology annotation, molecular function: transmembrane transporter activity. The record is from RefSeq and is a predicted model, not a curated record. Bases 502 to 2115 code for a protein of 537 amino acids. The transcript has 12 exons. Gene Ontology annotation, biological process: transmembrane transport. Gene Ontology annotation, cellular component: membrane. NCBI's taxonomy places the organism in Eukaryota, Metazoa, Arthropoda, Insecta, Hemiptera, Delphacidae.
UUUCUCGUUUUGCAUUUGCGUAUUCAUAAUUUAAGUGGAAGAUCUCAUCAGAAGUGAUUGACCUAACGGAUAGAAUAAUGUUGGAGUUUGAAUUAUUUUUUAUGUGUUUUAGCAAGUGGUCAUACCUACGAGUUAUUUCAGUGUUCAGUGAUAAUUUCAAUCAGUUCUCAAGUCGGUUCAUAGAAGGAAGGUUUAGAAGGGCAAAAUAAAUACUGCGUUCGAAUACCGUAUGCACCAGGAAGAUUAGAUCCGUGUUCAUGUAACAAUAAGGAUACGGUUUAGAUUGUUCAUAUGCAGCGUAUCUACUUAUUAUAAUCCUAUUUGUGGAGCAUUAUAUUUAUAUAUUUUCAAAGUUCUCGAACCUUUCAAUCGAGGAAGUAAAUAGUUUUCCAACAUUACUGCAGGCCAACCCAGCUAACGUACGGGACUCUGGCAAAAUUAUCUGAUAUGAAGAGAAUAUACUAAAAUGAAAUAAUAAUGAAGUGAUUCUCCAUUGUAAAGAUGACAUAUUAUAUAUUCAGCGAUUUAGCCGAUCAAGACAACGACUACGAUCUUCUGCUGAUUGAAAGAUCGUUCAAGGGUUUGGACUUCACAGCAACUGGAGCCACAUUCGACAGAGCAGUAGAAUCCACAGGUUUUGGCAAAUUUCACAUUCUCCACCUUCUAAUAUGUGGUCUGAUCUAUUUGGACACAGCGGUGGAAAUCACCAUAUUAUCGUUUGUAAUACCCGCCGCAAAAUGUGAUUUCGAUAUGUCAUCCGAGGAUGCAGGGUGGCUCAAUGCUGCACCCAUGCUCGGAAUGAUGUUUGGAUCAUAUUUCUGGGGCUGCUUAGCUGAUACAAGGGGACGUAAAGGAGUGCUGAUAGCAUCCCUAUUGCUGGAUGGAAUAUGUGGCAUAGCAUCCAGUUUUGCUCAAGCAUUUCCCAUUUUCGUUGCUUUGAGAUUCUUCUGUGGUUUUGGCAUAACAGGAGCAAUGGGAAUCGUGUUCCCCUAUCUAGGGGAAUUCCAGUGCACCAAGUACAGGGAGAAAGUGCUUGGCUGGAUGGAGCUGUUCUGGACGGGAGGAAUAAUCGUUCUGCCCCUCUUCGCUUGGGGCAUAAUUCCGCUGCGCGAGUUUUUCAAGAUAGAAACGUCGUUUUUCUGGUUCCACUCGUGGAACAUGUUUGUGCUGGUCUGCUCGCUGCCGGCUGUCAUGUUGGGUCUCUGGCUCAUGUGGUUCCCGGAGAGUCCGAAAUUCUUGCUGGAGUGUGGCGAAUACGAUCAGGCGCUCGAAAUUCUCAGACACAUGUUCUGCAUCAAUAGCGGGAAGACUUUCGACCAGUACCCAAUUCGCAGUUUGAGAGAGAAGGAGCACAGAGUGAGUGUUAUCAGUAUUCAAUCGACAAGGAGUGUGAGGAGUGUAAAAACACCGAAAGACGUCAAAAUUUUCAUCAAGGAAUCAUGGGAACAAACAACUAUUCUUUUCAAAACGCCUCAUUUGAAACCAACAGUGCUCACAUGUCUUAUCCAGUUUGGGCUAACAUCCGGGUACUACACACUAAUGAUGUGGUUCCCAGAGCUUUUCAACAGAUUCGACAAGUUCGAAAUCCUGCAUCCCAACGAAACGGCUUCAGUGUGUGACGUGUCAGCAAUUUAUGAGACACAACACAUUUGUGACGAUAAUAUAGAUAUGUCUGUGUACAUGCACACCUUGAUCAUUGGUAUUGCUUGUAUACCAACAAGCUUCUGGCUUCCUCUCUGUGUACACAGGCUGGGAAUUAAGUUCUUCCUAGUGUUUUGUCUGCUGACAUCAGGGUGCGUGGCACUUGGUUUCUACUUUGUGCAGAACUCAUUCCAAAAUCUCGUGCUGUCGGCCAUAUUUGAAGCGCUCACUAGUUUGGGCAUCAGUGUCGUUUACUGUGUUAUGGUUGAUCUGUUUCCAACAAAUCUCAGGGUGAUGGCGUGUGCCCUAGCUAUGACGUUUGGCAGAGGAGGAGCUCUUUUUGGAAAUCUGAUUUUUGGAUUCCUGAUCGAUCUCAACUGUCUCGUACCUGUAGUUCUAUUUGCGUCCUUCUUAUACAUAAGUGGAAUCCUCUGCUUAUUUUUACCGAAGACUGGCCAGGAGGAGCUGGACUGAAAGUCUGCCGAUAUCAGACUCUUGAGAUAAAAAACGGCGAACCCCAUUUUCACAAGAUCUUUACAACAAAUAAUAUGAAACAUGGGAACUGGAAGAUUGAGGAGUAGGGGAAUAAAUUGUUGAUGCUUCCAAACUGUUUCUAACGCAGGGUCCAAGUUGACGAUUUAAUUGACAGGCGCAAUGGGACCAAAAACGAUGGUGUAAAUGUUACAGAGGAGUGUUAGUGAACUGGACUGUAGAUAGUAUUAAUUAGAUGUAAUGUUAAAAAACGAAUUGCAGAGCACAACUAGGGUAGCAUAGGAUGCAGAUUGUUUUGUAAAUUAUUCUAUUGUAACAUUAGGAGUUGAAAGUGCUGUUGAGUAUUGUAAAGAAUAAUGCAAUAAUAAUGACACCUACACAUUAAUGUAAAUAAGUGUAAUUAUUGUGUAUUGUACAUUAUAUAUUAAACAGUUAUGAUAAUAAAGUAAUGCAUUCUUGGUCCUA